AUGGACUCAGCAGAUGGAAAUUCACCAUACAUCACCCCACCUAUUGGUUUCCCCUUCAUGGGAAAAUUGUACAACAGGGUUUAUUUUUCAGACAAUGGCCUUGUCCAGUUUCAAUCUGUCACUGAGAACGAGCAGUACCUGCUCCCGGCUCCAUUGGCGUAUGGUUUCCCCGACAACAUGACAGUGGGCCUGCUGGCGGCAUUUUGGGAUGAUGCUGACCUCACCCAUGGUGACGGAAGGCUGCUCUAUCAGGAAUAUCAUGGCCUGGAUGUAUCAGAUGUCUACUCCCAGAUAGUGUUUAACCGUACGGCAGAUGAUGUGACGAAGUUUGAGCAGCGGAGGAACAAGCCUGCCUUCACCCCUGCAUGGAUCCUCAAGAUCACCUGGGACCAUGUGAUGCCCGUCGUCUAUCAGAAAAUCAACUUCUCAGAGACUAACACUUUCCAGUGUAUCCUGACCACUGAUGGAGUGCGCUCCUUCGCCCUCCUGCAGUACGGGGACAUGCUCUGGGGUCCCGGCCAGAGGCAAUACCAUGACGCUAUCAUCGGCUAUACGGAUGGAAAAUCCUCCUACAGGGAGCCCACUGUACCCCCAGACAACUUUUUUGGGCCUGGGGGCAGAUACAGGCCCCAGCAGGUGAAGGGGGUCAUGGGGAAGCUGGGUCAACUGGUGUAUGAUUUUACAGCACCAAGGGGGUCAGACCUAGAUUCCCGGCUAAGGUGCCAGGCGUGGGCGAUGGAGCAGCCGGACCCCGCACAGUGGACAACGGGGCUACCUCCAUGUCCCUGCACACGCAUCCAGGCUCGGGAGGACUUGUCCUUCAUGCAGGACACCACUGAUCCGGGUUCCAUGGUGAAGACGCUGAGGGGUCUGCGGUGGGGGGGCGCAGGGGGGCACGUCUUCCAGUCCGUCUUGUCCAACAGGCACGGUUCAGGGAAGAGGUGUGUGUAUGACCCUGAUGGCCCGCUGCUGGCUGGGUACAACGAACGAUACUUCUACGGAAACAGCGUGCAAAAACAUAUUGACGAGGAUCUCCUGCCGUUCCAGUGGUGUUGUAUCGAGUCUCCUCUGUGCCACCUUUACCUCAACAAGAGACCGCUGGACCGCUGCCAAGGUUACAGCUGGGCAAGCCUUCACCGAUUCAGUCUAACCAGGAAGGUGACACCGGGUGUAGCGAUGGUGUACGGCAGCCUCCAUUUCAUCACCUUCGAUGGGACGGAGUUCUCAUUCAAGGCCCUCGGAGAGUUUGUGAUAUUGCGUCUCUCCUCCUCCAGCGGCUCUAAUAUCUUCACCCUGCAAGGACAGACUGACAAGCUACACACAGACGCAAAGGGGAUCAUUGAGGUCCCAGUGGUGGUGCGCAUGGCUGCCUUCCACCAGGGCAUUGGCAAGAUUGAAUGGAGAUGUGCAGAGAAAGGAGAUGGACUGCAGCUUUUUGUUGAUGAUGCCAAGGUCCCAGUCACAGUUGGUAAUGGUCACAUUACACAUUACAUUAAAUAA
This is a messenger RNA of Notothenia coriiceps (black rockcod), 1500 nucleotides long. The record is from RefSeq and is a predicted model, not a curated record. NCBI's taxonomy places the organism in Eukaryota, Metazoa, Chordata, Actinopteri, Perciformes, Nototheniidae.